This is a messenger RNA of Pseudophryne corroboree (corroboree frog), 2212 nucleotides long. It is a transcript of the gene ZSWIM1, whose product is annotated as zinc finger SWIM-type containing 1. The transcript has 2 exons. NCBI's taxonomy places the organism in Eukaryota, Metazoa, Chordata, Amphibia, Anura, Myobatrachidae. Gene Ontology annotation, molecular function: zinc ion binding. Bases 265 to 1737 code for a protein of 490 amino acids. The record is from RefSeq and is a predicted model, not a curated record.
UUCCCUGCAGUGCAGCUACACAGGCCCAGAAACAUUUCCAGCAGCCAGCCCUGAGCUACCCAGAAACGGUACAGCAGCUAUCCCUCGGACCCUCCCUCUCUCUCAGUGUAUCAUGUGACUGCUGCAGUCACCUGACCCAGUGCAGUCGGAAGAUAGUUUUGCUGAAGGGGCCUCUCUGCCUGCUUACUGCUACCAUCCUCCUAGUAACCCGGAUGUUAAUGCUGCCUCUGCCUGGAGUCUAUCGUAUAGUGUAGCGACACCAAGAUGGAGAAUAUUGAAGCAUGGACAUCUGUAGCUCCGUCUGAAGCCAUUAAAAAGAAUUCUGAGAUCUUUAAGAAGCUUUUGGAAAAAGAUCCUGAUGCACACAUUGCCUUUGAGUUAAACAAAGAAUCCAACCCAAACCUGAAGAAUGUCAGCCUCCAGACCAGCUUGAUGAGCAAAGUGUUUGCUAAUUUUCCUGAAGUGUUACUGAUUGUCCGCUCCCACAAUAAAAAGGAAAGCGCUCUGUACACGUUUAUGGCUGAUGGACCACGCCUUGGUUCCUCAUUUGAAAUGUCAAAAAUUGUGUAUGUAGCUGUGCCUAAGGAUGAAACCCAUAAGGGUCUCGCACAAAUGUUUCGAGUUAUGAAAAGCUUUAACCCCUGUUGGCCUGAAAUUCGCAUAUUUCUGGUGGAUCCCUACUUCAAAGGGGCCGAGGCUAUUUACGAAGCAUUCCCGUCUGCCGAAGUUGUUCUUUCAGCCUUCCAUGUCUGCAGACACCUCCAGGAAAAUAUCUGUCACCUAUCCUUACCCACUGAGACUGAGCAUAUACUGGUAAAUACUCUGAAAACCACAAUGUGUUCCUCAACUGAGGAGAAUCUAAGAAAAAUGCACUCAAUUUUACACCAGUAUGUGAAGCCCAGUUUGUUAACCCAGUUGAAACCAGCCUGGCUUCUAGUUGAUCGUAUCUGGGCACUGCAUCGCUGGAGAACGUCGAGUGACUGCUUUGUGUACUUCCAAACAAUGGAAGUUAUGAAUCGUGAUUUCAAUGAUCUCUACAAAAAAUCCUUCUCGAUGUACUCCACUAUAAGUGUUUUGACUAACUUAAUCCAGCAACAUUCUUUGGGCCAAGGACUGCCAGAAGUACGGGCCUGCAGUCUUGAAGAGUUAGCAUUGCUGGAUAGCAAAAAUAAGAGGACUGAAACUGUGGUGCCAGAAUCUGAAAUGGAUUUUGAAACUGCAGCAAUGAUAUGUGAGUCACUGAAUGAUGUCUGCAUCCCUGCGGCGUUUGAGCUAUGUCAGAAAGAGCUGGCAAUCGCUCAGGAGUCAGUGCGACUGAUUAGGGACAGUGAAAACACAGCUAAUAUUCAGCUUUUUGAGAAACCCAGUGAAGUUAAUUGGGGCAAACCAAAGACCUGUACCUGCAGUUUUAACAAAUGCUUAAAGCUUCCUUGUCGCCACAUCUUAGCUGUGCUCCGUGCCGAUGAGGAGGUUCUACAGCCAGAUAUGCUUUCCAAACCCUGGCAGAAAGAUACUGAAGGUUUUGAAUCUAUGCUUCCUGUGUCUUCUGACACCCUGGAUAUUUUAAAGGGUGAUAGAAAAAAUGUCCCAGAAAAACAACUGUUUGUCGAUUCCAUGACAAGCCAAAUCUCACAGUUAUUAGCAGAGUGCAGCGAUGACGUAUUUCAGAAGCGCUAUAAUAGUUUGAGGGAAUUAGCAGAUGCGUGGAUUGGGCCUUAUGAACAGGUGAAGCUAUAGUCUGGGGCUAUAUUUUACAGUGUUCACUUGCUUUGCCAUGUUCUAGAUGAGGCAUACCAAGAACAUGUACAGUGGUUUUCAAUGAAACAAAUGCCCUACAGAAGCAUCUGGUUUUAUUUUUUUCAUUUGAGGCAAGUGUAGAAGGUGUAACACCAUGAGGUGCUCUUUACUAAAGGGGAAAUUUGUACUGAACAAACGUUUUCAAUCUAUGACACAAGUGUUUACAUUCCAGUACCACAGUGUAACUGCAGUAUAUAGUAGCAUACUUCACACUAGUCAGGAAACCUUUAACUAUAUGGUAUGCAACGUGUAUUUAUUUAAAGUUUUGUAUACUGAAUGGCACAAAAGAAAACAUGACCUCACCUGUGCUGAAGGUUAAUCUGAUGGGUUUUUCUAAUUACUGUAGAACGUAAAUCUCUAUACUUCACAGAUUAAAAAGUGACAAUUUUCUUUUCUUGUCAGUAAUAAAAUUAAA